This is a messenger RNA of Lethenteron reissneri (Far Eastern brook lamprey), 6124 nucleotides long. RefSeq lists its product as uncharacterized. Lineage: Eukaryota; Metazoa; Chordata; Hyperoartia; Petromyzontiformes; Petromyzontidae. The record is from RefSeq and is a predicted model, not a curated record. Gene Ontology annotation, molecular function: serine hydrolase activity.
UGUCUGGGUCAGUGUGUGUGUGUGCUGUGUGUGCGAGUAGGUGCUCGCUAACAGCACUUGCCCCAACAGUCUGUUGAGGCUAUACGGGGGACCUUUGUCUGUGUAUGUGUGCGUCUGGGUCAGUGUGUGUGAAUGUGUCUGUGUGUGACGUGUGGCGUGUGUGUUGAGUAGGUGCUCGCUCACAGCACUUGCCCCAACAGUUUGUUUAGGCUAUACGGGGGACCUUUGCUGUGUAUGCGUGUGCGAGUCUGGGUCACUGUGUGUGUGUCUGUGUGUGUCUGUGUGUGACGUGUGGCGUGUGUGUUGAGUAGGUGCUCGCCAACAGCACUUGCCCCAUCAGUCUGCUGAGGCUAUACGGGGGACCUUUGUCUUUGUCGACGUGUGGGUGUGCGCAUGUACUGUAUGAGUGCGCGUGGUGAAGAAGGCGGUGCGCCAAUGCGGCACGGCCAGGAUCGCAUUCAGGGGCCAUGCGCUUGACGCCACAGACGGACUUGUAGACGCGCAGACAGGCGAACACACAGGACACGUCGACUAAUAGACGAAUACAUUGAUCAAGAAAUCGCUUGACAAAUAGACAGAUAUACCAUCGGGCGACAGAGAAGAGCACAAUCAAAUAGACAAAACAUUAGUCAAUUACUGCAGUAUAUAAACACAACAAAUGCAUAGGCACGCAAAUAGCUAGAUAAACCAAUUCAAUUAGGCAUUUCGAUACAUAGACAUACACUGCGGAUAAAUAGACACAAAACGGCAAAUAUAGCCCAAAUCAUCAGCAGACACACGGACAACUCGGCCGGCAAUCUUCCACUGCGCUUCCUCCACCCAAGGUCACGGCUACUCGGAGCGAGGUCGAUGCGGAGAGACGCGCGGCGGCACGGGGCGAUGGUGCCGUGGGAGCGGCUGACGAUCGCCCUCUCGGCUCUCCUGGCCAUGGCUCACCUGACGCUCGCCACCUUGGCCAAGCCCAUCCGUGCACUGUGCAGCGCGGUGAUGGGUGGACACGAGCGCCGAGCGAUGAGCGGCACUCGCGGCGACGGUGACAGCAACUCCGCGAAGUCGAACGUCUUCUUGCACGCGCUGGACGACGGCUUUACGGUGCACGCGCUCCCCGGCGGGGACGCCAACGGCGGCGUCGUCCUGGGGGCCGGCGAUCCGACUGCGCCGGCGGCGACGCCGCGGCAAGCGCGCCCGUCGGCGCGGCCCCUCGCCGUGUUCCUGCCGUGGCUCGGCGCGCGUCCGCAAGCCGCGCAGCGCUACCGCGACCUGUACCAUGCCCUGGGCAUGGACGUGUUCACUGUGGAGAGCCACGUUUCCCACUUCCUGUGGCCGCGCUCGGGGAUUGUGCGAGCGCGGCGCGCGCUGGAGCUGCUCGCGACGGAGCCGCGGCUAACGGGAGGCGACGGCUCGCCGGAGGGCGGCCGCCCCCUCUACGUGCACGCCAUGUCGGUGGGCGCCUACAUGUUCAGCCUCAUGCUGCUCGUCGCCCAAGGCGAGCCCGGGCGCUACGGCACCAUCAUCGGCCGCGUCCGCGCCCAGGUGUUUGACAGCAUGGUCGCCGGCAGCCUCGAACACAUGGCCAAAGGCGUCUCGGUGACCUCCAUGCCCUCCUACCUCAGCGGCCUCACCUACCGCUCGACGCUGGCCUACUUCAGCCUGCUGCGGCCCUACACGGUGGCCUACUACGAGGAGGCCCUGGCGGCGUUCAAGAGGGGGCCCUGCUACGCGCCCGCCCUCGUCUACUACUCGCUGGACGACAGGUUGAGCGACGCCGCCGUGGUGAACGACACGGUGGAGGGCUGGCGCGGCCGCGGCCAGGAGGUGUCGUCGGUGUGCUGGGACAAGUCCCGGCACGCGGCGCACAUGCGCACGCACGAGAGCGAGUACCUGGAGGCGCUGCACAGCUUCAUGGCGGCGCGUGGGGUUCGCCGGCUGGCGCCCGCCAAGCUGUGAGCCGGAGGAGGGAGACGAAAGCGGUGGGGGAUCGCGCGCGAACGAAUGGUCAGCGGGAUGGUGCGGUUGAUCGAUUCGGUCGUUUCGACCGCUAGGUUUAUUUUUCAAUUCGUUCCGAGUGUCCGUUUGAUCGUUCGUACGAUUGUUUGCGUGCCCGAUUUGAUCAAUUCAGUCGUUCGAUGGGCAGUUCGAUCGGUCGUUUGAGUCGCUCUCUUGUCAUUAGUUUUGAUCGUGUUCCUGAUCACUUGCGUGACAUUGAUAUUUGAUCUUUUGCUCGGUUGUCAUUCGAAUCGGCAUAUUUCGAUCGCUCGAUUGUUUCAAAUCGCUCAUUUGAUCGUCGUCCAUUGGAUUUGCGCGAUAGUCAUUAUUUACUCCGCUUAUGUUCGAUUGCUGGAUAGUUGCAUAAUCAUAAAUGGAGCAUUCGUUGAAUCGGCAUUCCGUUGAUUGCCUCAUCUUUAGUUUAAUUGAUCACUCGCCUUCUUGAUCACCGCUUCGCUCACUCGAUCGAGCGCCGUUAAGCGGAAACAACUUUCCCAUAAAUAAUUUAAUGAUGAAAUUAGUCUAGAUAUGAUGCACUACUACUACGCACACACAGUGAGAUGGUGGGAUAAAUAACUGAGGGUACGCCACCACGUUACUGUAUCAUUCCAUGGACUGUCUCGCUGGAGCGCUCAGCCGCGCAUCUUAAUAAAGUAGUUCGUCAUCAACCGCUCAGAAACGCGUUAUAACGGGCGUGUUCCGUGUUAUAACGGGCACAUUCCGCGUUGUGCGAAAAGUGUUCCCGAAUGGAAGAACCGUGUUACAGUCAGAACACGUUAUAGUGUGAACGCAAACGCGUUAAGCGAGGACUUACCGUACUUCACACUGAUCAGUGCGGGCUGGUACAGGAGUUAAAGAUUGGGGCAUAACAGAGUACGUUGGCCCGUGAUGCACUGCCCCCUGCUGACAACGAAAUCGAAGAUGCGUUUAAAAAAAAAAGAAAUUCGCUGGGUCGUUGGCCGAGUCGCAGUGGGUCAGCUACCGCGUCUCCCGGUUGUUCACUUCGUGCAUUCAUCUGCGAGCAAUGGGAAGGACUGCGGUCAUGGGGUGACCAGGUCAACUCGUCGUAGCAUUUUUUUCAUCUCAUAAAUUAUUUAUUGACGACAGGUACCCGCAUCAGUCAAGAGGUUGAAGCACCGGCCCCCACUUAGUAAACCAGGAGAGUUCUAACCCCAUGCCAACGGUGGACCUACGUUGCACGUUUACCGGGCAUCUCUCAUUUUAAUACAGCGCGUCAACUAAAAGUGGCCUGCCGGCCAAGUGGCUCGGCGGUCAGAGCAGUGAGCCAGCGCAGUUGAGACCUGAGUUCCGGAGUCAGGGUUUCAGCCGUCCGUGAUUAAACCGCGGCCUUCGCGUACAGGUGAGUUGAUGGUCGUAGCGCCAGUCACCAAUUGCUGCACACGGAAACCCAUCACGUUAAACUUAAUUCGAUUUGGCACUGCCAACUGCUGAGAAUUAAAUAGACGGGAGAGCCUUGCCCAUUCACUCAAAGGCAUUGUGGGAAAACUCGGGGUUUGGUUCACGGUUCGUAAUACGACACCCACCCCCUUUUUUUUAUAUUACCCUACAUCAACCUCAACAUUUGAUGUCAAAUGUUAUAUUUUCUUGUGUUAAAUAUAACUUGUGUGGUCAAUGUAUAGCGCGUCUUUUUUUUUUUUCUACGAAGUGUACACUACUGUACGUUACAGGAAAAAAAAUCGCGCGGCUGAACCUCACUGCCUCCUCGCCGGAGGCUGGGAACACCACGUGGUCUGGGACGCACGAUGGGGCACUCGGGAGACAGGACGGAGACAAGACGGCGAGUUUGUUAUUCCGCUGCAGCAGCAGCAUUGCGAGCAGCGCAGUCACGAUGCACGGAAAAAUCUCGCGGUCAGUCGCCGAAUGGUCGAGCCACAGGGACGCGAUUGGCGAUCUGUACCUCAAAUUUGGCGUAAAGCCGCAAUAGCUAAACCCGCGAGAGGGUUUGCUGUAUAUAGAAAAAUAUUAGUUUGCCUUAACAUGUUAGGCAGGUUGGCAAAUACCCGUACCCGGCCGGGUACGGGUACCCAUUUGCGACCCUGGUGCGGCCGGGUACAGGUACGGGUAGGCCGUGAGUCACUGGUGAGUAACCGUUUGUCACUCAUUUCGGGUAGGGUACGGGUACAGGUAGGGAAUGGGUACCCGUACCUGGCCGGGUACGGGUACCCAUUUGCGACCCUGGUGCGGCCGGGUACGGGUAAGGAAUCAAAACCCGUUUGUGACCUCUGGUGACGGCUCUCGCACUGCUGAUGUCUUAUCGGCAAAAGUGGCUCCCCGUUUACAAAUGAGUGAAGAUCACUGCCCUAGACACUGAGCGAUGAUGCACUUGCUUCUCGCCAAGCGAUUCACGCUGAUGACCCUGAACCCAGUCGAGGAAAAUUGGAUAUUGAAAUGUAAGGUCCCAGUCUCUCUACAGAAUUCCCACUGGUACGAAAAUGCUUGAGGGGAAUAUCUAACAAUGCCGAGUUGUUUUAACCGGGUCAGUGAUUGGGAAAUUGUGGAGUUUUGAGUAGUGGACAAAUCUGUUCCUCGUUGAACUGUUCCAGGCUGUGGUUACAUUUCAGAUGAUAGCCAUUUGUCUAAAGACGCGCACGCAAAGCACUAAGGAGAGUAAUAAUUUUUUUCUCUCUUUCAAGUUUUAUUUACUUCCUUUGGUAAUGUCAGUUUUAUCAGCGUGUUAAGUGUUGAAAAAUGUCUUGAUUUUUUUAGACUGUUUAUACAUUAUUCCCGUCACCAGCAGAGUGCAGUGAAGUGUGCAAUAAUUCCACAGCACUUAGCAAUAUGCACUGAUUGUAACCCGUUUGGCUCAGCGGGAGUGUGUACGUUUGCUACUUUUACACACACACCCGUAGAGAAAAAAAUAUAUUCUCGAACGUUUUUAAGAGCCAUUUUUAGUGAUGAUCAACGUAUUUUCUCUACAUAAACUAAAAUAUUCCUUUCGAAGUGAUCGUUUUGUCUCGCGGUUUUGUGAUGUCGAUGAGACGAUGCUGGUUGGGUGGUGUUUAUUAGGCAGGUUGGCAAAUGCUCUCUCAGAGCAGUACGGAAAGGUUCUGAGCCUCCGCAUCGAAGGAAAUACCGAAGACCGUUGAUGUCCCCGAUGCUUAGCGAUGAAUUUCCUCCUUAUGCUUCGGAUUUUGCAAGUAGAUACCUCCGUGGUUCAAUGGCCAUCGAUUUACAAUCCAGAUGUCACCACUUCGAUGCAAUUUCCCGGCGCGGCAGUUGUGACAGUGGCGCAGGUUUAUUCAAUCUCCACCCUGCCCACCAUGCUCAUUUAAAUCCUUUAGUGUUUAGUUUGUUGUCGUUCUCCCGCACCUCUGAUUAGCACAAUCGGCUGCGUACGGCGCGAAAGAAGUUCUACAUACAUGCGUACAUGUAGCAGCGUAAAUGGUUCCAUCACCACAGUAAAGUCAUAUUCUUGGUUCUUUCGGUAAAGUGACGUAGAAAGAAAAUAAAUUAAAUAAUAGAAUACGACGUUUCGAUUGCAACACAAGCAACCGUCAUCAGAACUAAAUUUGAGAGAGAGACAAAACGCAGACGCGGAGACACAGACACACAAGCAAAGAGAGAGACAACACAGACACACAGAGAGACACGCAACAUAGACACAGAGACCCAAUGCCUCUGUGUCGAGGCCUUAAAUAGAGAGAGAGGGGGGGGGGGGCAGAGAGAGAGGUGGGUCUGCUGGGACAGGUGCUGGAGCAGAGAAAAUGAGCAUGUCAAUGAAUCCACCCCGAAGCGACCGAGGGAGAGAAAGAUCGAAUGGCCCUAUGAGAGCCUGGUAAAUUUUAGAAAGGGAAAUAGGCAGUUUGAGAAAACAAAAUUUAGCUAUCUUCUUGGUUCUUUCUGUAAAGUCACGUACAAGGGAAGUAAUAAAAUAAUAAAAAUAAAACAAUUAAAUAAUUCUCACGACGUUUCGAAGACGGCUGCUUGCGUUGUAGCCGAAACGUCGUGAGAAUUAUUUUAUUAUGUUUUAUUUUUAUUAUUUUAUUACUUCCCUUCUACGUGACUUUACCGAAAGAACCAAGAAGAUGAAUCCCUGCAGUCACGAAAGCUUUAAAUAAAAAAAUAAAAAUUUUAGCUAAUUUUGUGUAUUGUCAGAGGCCGCACUAACUGCCACCAG